This is a messenger RNA of Fonsecaea erecta, 1479 nucleotides long. RefSeq lists its product as hypothetical. NCBI's taxonomy places the organism in Eukaryota, Fungi, Ascomycota, Eurotiomycetes, Chaetothyriales, Herpotrichiellaceae. Gene Ontology annotation, molecular function: transmembrane transporter activity. The transcript is spliced from 2 exons. Gene Ontology annotation, cellular component: membrane. Bases 1 to 1479 code for a protein of 492 amino acids. The record is from RefSeq and is a predicted model, not a curated record. Gene Ontology annotation, biological process: transmembrane transport.
AUGGAAGCGGACGAGGCCCAGCCUGCACCCAGGUCGAUGCAGAAAGAGGAGUACGCUGGCAUCGCAAGAGAAAUUAGGCACGAGACCAACGAUGUUCGCAUCUCUGAAAGGCGCAUUCUUUUAAAAUGCGACCUGAAUUUGUUGCCGAUGCUGUGUCUGCUGUUCAUGUGUACGAUUCUUGACAGAGUCAAUAUCGCAAAUGCUCGGAUACAAGGCCUGGAGAAGGAUCUCCAUAUGCAUGGCCACGACUUCAAUAUCGUCCUGUUCGUCUUCUUCAUCUUGUACAUCCUGCUGGAAGUUCCCGCGAACAUCUUGAUCAAGAAAGUUCGACCGUCGCUUUUCCUGAGCCUCUCGACCUUUCUCUUCGGCGUGGUGACCAUGUGUCAAGGAUUGACAAGAUCUUAUUCUGGCCUCGUUGUCUGCAGAGUACUCCUGGGUGGCCUUGAAGCGGGCAUCUAUCCGGGAUCGAUCUACUUGAUGACAAUGUUUUAUAAGAGGCACGAGUUUCAGUGGAGGAUGAACAUCUUUUACGGCUCUUCCCUCAUCACGGGAGCUUUCAGUGGUCUCCUAGCCUACGGGAUUGCCAAAAUGAACGGGAUCUCGGGCUACGGCGGCUGGAGAUGGAUUUUGAUCAUCGAAGGGUUAAUCACCAUUGCGGUGGCGAUCCCGGCGUACUGGGUCCUCCCCGACUGGCCAGAGACGGCAAAGUUCCUCACCGAAGAUGAACGACAAUUCUGGGGGGAGAGACUGGCAUCGGACACCAAACACAUUGAGAUGAAUAUUUUGAAUAAGCAGGCGGUAAAGCGUUGCUUCGGCGACCUCAAGAUCUGGAUCGCCAGUUUCACGUACCUCUGCAUACUUACGACCAGCUAUGGACUUGCUUAUUUCCUGCCCACGAUACUCUUCGAGUUGGGCUGGACCUCGACAAGAGCCCAGGUGAUGACGAUCCCCCUCUAUAUCUUUGGGACAGUGGUAUGUUUGACUUGUGCUUUCCUCUCCGACUACCUCAAGCACCGAUUCCUGUUCAUCUUCGCCGGAUGCAUCCUCGCCAUCAUCGCGUAUGCCAUCUUAUUGUCAUACUUUUCGGUUUCAGUUGCAGUCCGCUAUUUUGCCCUCUACCUCCUCGAAAGCGGCAUAGUCGUGGCACAGCCGGGGAUUGUAGGAUGGCUGAGCAACAAUCUCGGCGGCCACUACAAGCGCGGGGUGGGCAUUGCGAUGCAACUGGCCAUUGGAAAUAUUGGUGGCAUUGUCGGAAGCAACAUAUAUCUUCAGUCGCAAGCUCCGACAUAUCCCGUUGGCUUCGGAGUAGGCGUGGGGCUUCUUUCGGGUGGUGCAUUGGCUUCGUGCUUUCUCUUAUGGUACCUCAUGAGAGAGAACAGGCUCCGGGACAAGGGCGCGAGGGAUUACCGGUACAAUUUGCCCGAGUCCGAGCUCAACAAUCUGGGUGACGAUCAUCCUGCCUUCAGGUUCUCCUAUUGA